This is a messenger RNA of Zea mays, 1663 nucleotides long. Its product is annotated as stomatin 1. NCBI's taxonomy places the organism in Eukaryota, Viridiplantae, Streptophyta, Magnoliopsida, Poales, Poaceae. The record is from RefSeq and is marked provisional. Gene Ontology annotation, cellular component: mitochondrion; membrane. Gene Ontology annotation, biological process: mitochondrion organization.
AGUUGGUCCGGCCAUUGUAAUUGCUACGGGCACACAGCGAAACGCCCGGCCUUUGUUACUCAAAGUCGAGAAGCGCCGUCUUCCCCCUUUCCAACCUCAAGUCUACAGUCUACACCGAAUCCAUCCCCCAUCGCCGCCGCCGCCGCCGCCGACGACGACGAUGGCAAGCCUACUCCGGCGAUCUGCCGUACCCGCGCGCCAGCUCCUCCUCCUCCCGCGCCAUUUCGCCGCCGCCGGCUCCGCCCCCGCCUUGUCCCGCUCGUUCUCCCGCUUCAACCCCCGAGACGACAGCUCUAUGUUCGAUCCACCGGAGCCGCCGGUGAACUGGGGCGUGAGCAUAGUUCCGGAGAAGAAGGCUUACGUUGUGGAGAGAUUCGGGAAGUAUCUCAAGACCCUCGGCUCCGGGUUCCACCUCCUGAUCCCCGCCGUCGACCGUAUUGCCUACGUGCACUCGCUCAAGGAAGAGACCAUCCCUAUCCCUCACCAGAACGCCAUCACCAAGGACAACGUCACCAUACAGAUUGACAGCGUCAUCUAUGUCAAGAUCAUGGACCCCUACCUUGCUUCCUAUGGUGUGGAGAAUCCAAUCUAUGCUGUCCUACAACUUGCACAAACAACCAUGAGAAGUGAACUCGGGAAGAUAACCUUAGAUAAGACUUUUGAGGAGAGAGAUGCAUUAAAUGAGAAAAUUGUGAGUGCCAUCAAUGAAGCAGCCACAGAUUGGGGCCUGAAGUGUAUCCGCUAUGAGAUCAGGGACAUAAAUCCUCCAGCAGGGAUUAGGCAGGCUAUGGAGAUGCAGGCUGAGGCAGAAAGGAAAAAACGCGCUCAAAUCCUUGAGUCAGAAGGGAUGAAACAGGCCCAAAUCCUUGAAUCAGAAGGGAAAAAGACUGCCCAGAUCCUUGAAUCUGAAGGAGCUAUGUUGGAUCUAGCAAACCGUGCCAAGGGUGCGGCUGAAGCAAUUCUUGCCAAGUCAGAAGCUACUGCUCGUGGAAUGAGAUUGGUUUCAGAUGCGAUGACAACUGAAGGCAGUGCCAAGGCUGCUAGCCUGAAACUUGCAGAGCAAUACAUCGAAGCAUUCUCAAAUCUGGCACAAAAGACAAAUACAAUGCUUCUUCCAGGUGAUAGUGCCAGCCCAGCAUCUUUCGUGGCCCAGGCAAUGAAGACGUAUGAGCAAAUCCAUUCCCACAGCCAGGCAUUAAAGAGCCACCCCCAGAUAGAAGAGCUGAAGGAAUCAGGAGAGACCAGUCCUGCUCCAUCUUCUGAGGCGAGCAAGACACCACCACUCAUUGAGGAAGCAGAUUCUAACCAGACCUUCUCACUGCAACGCCCCAAGAACAAGCAGUGAGCUUCGCUCAAGUGUUUGAAGUCCUUUUUUCUAUCUGUUGUUCUGAAACAUGAGUGCCACUGAGAAACACCACUAGUAGGUUUUAGUUUUCUUUAGUCUGAGAGAGCUGAUAUGUGGCGGAGAAGGGAUAGACCCCUAGGCAUUUGGUUUCUGGGAGCUAAAUGCGACCGGAGAGACCUAGAGAGAUUUUGAUUCUCGUGAAGGUUAUACUUUGGUUCCUUGUUGGAAUGAAGUUUGUAAAAAGGCAAGGUUGGGUUAACGUUGGUUAGACAAAAUGCAUAAAUGCUUAAGUUAUUUCUUUCUUGCUGAGCUUGACUA